Messenger RNA from Gasterosteus aculeatus aculeatus (three-spined stickleback), 519 nucleotides. NCBI's taxonomy places the organism in Eukaryota, Metazoa, Chordata, Actinopteri, Perciformes, Gasterosteidae. The record is from RefSeq and is a predicted model, not a curated record.
AUGGCCUGUGAGACGGCCUGUGAGACGGUCUGUGGGACGGCCUGUGAGACGGUCUGUGGGACGGUCUGUGGGACGGCCUGUGGGACGGUCUGUGAGACGGCCUGUGAGACGGCCUGUGGGACGGUCUGUGGGACGGUCUGUGGGACGGCCUGUGAGACGGCCUGUGGGGCGGUCUGUGGGACGGCCUGUGAGACGGCCUGUGGGACGGCCUCUGGGACGGCCUGUGGGACGGCCUGUGAGACGGCCUGUGGGACGGCCUGUGGGACGGCCUGUGAGACGGCCUGUGGGACGGCCUGUGGGACGGCCUGUGGGACGGCCUGUGAGACGGCCUGUGAGACGGCCUGUGAGACGGCCUGUGAGACGGCCUGUGAGACGGCCUGUGAGACGGCCUGUGGGACGGCCUGUGAGACGGCCUGUGAGACGGCCUGUGGGACGGCCUCUGGGACGGUCUGUGAGACGGCCUGUGGGACGGUCUGUGAGACGGCCUGUGGGACGGCCUGUGAGACGGCCUGUAGGUGA